CCGACAUCAACCCAUCUACAUCUUUGUCUGUAGUUAGUUGUAGUAGAAAAAACAAAUCUUCACAUUUCGGGUUGAACAAAGAUGGAAGCUUGUUUGCGAUGUUCACGAGGAACCAAACUAAUUGAAGCGUUGAGACCAAUCGGCAUAUUCUCCGGUUCUCUCCGCUCUUCUUCUGUCUCUUUCAGCACCGGCAAGCCGAUUAAGAGAGCUUAUGAUGGUUUGUUGCUUGACGCUGGAGGAACUCUUUUGCAAUUGUCGAAACCUGUCCAUGAAACUUACGCUUCCUUGGGCCAAAAAUACGGUCUCAGGACAACUCCAGCUGAAAUCAAGCAAGGUUUCAAGAGAGCUUUUUCUGCUCCUUGGCCUGAGAAGUUGCGUUACCAGGGAGAUGGAAGACCGUUUUGGAAGCUCGUUGUUUCCGAGGCUACUGGUUGUUCUGAUAAUGACUACUUUGAAGAAGUUUACCAAUAUUACGCGAAUGGUGAGGCGUGGCAUCUCCCGGAAGGAGCUUAUGAGACAAUGUCACUACUUAAAGAUUCUGGAGUUAAGAUGGCUGUUGUCUCCAAUUUCGAUACCCGGCUUAGAAAGCUAUUGAAGGAUCUUAACGUCAUAGAUAUGUUCGACGCUGUGAUUGUAUCCUCAGAAGUCGGAUACGAGAAACCUGAUGAUCGAAUCUUCAAAUCCGCUUUAGAGCAAAUCAGCGUAGAAGCAAACAGAGCAGUGCAUGUCGGAGAUGAUGAAGGAGCAGAUAAAGGCGGAGCAAACGCCAUCGGUAUUGCUUGUUGGUUAUGGGGAAAAGAUGUUCAGGCCUUUUCAGAGAUACAAGAUCGGAUCUUGGUUUCAACAGUCUAAUUAACAAACAGGAAAUUAGAGAAUUGACUAGCUUUUCUGAAAACUGAAUCGAAAUAUUUGAUUUUGGGAUCAUGUAUGUAUCACCAAUUCACAAGUAUAUACACGAGGCUCGAGCAUGGCAUAACAACCUAUGCUUGUUUAAAUUUACAUAUACAUCCACGCUUGAUGGAGAGCGGAAGUUAUAUGAAAUUCCAAAUAGUAAGCUAUAGAGAUACAGCAUCCUUGUUGAUGUUCAGCUUUUGCUUCAUUUAUGUUUCUUCUAUCAGUU
Eutrema salsugineum is the source of this 1120-nucleotide messenger RNA. Its product is annotated as haloacid dehalogenase-like hydrolase domain-containing protein 3. Bases 82 to 852 code for a protein of 256 amino acids. The record is from RefSeq and is a predicted model, not a curated record. NCBI's taxonomy places the organism in Eukaryota, Viridiplantae, Streptophyta, Magnoliopsida, Brassicales, Brassicaceae. The transcript is spliced from 9 exons.